Carcharodon carcharias (great white shark) is the source of this 1786-nucleotide messenger RNA. Its product is annotated as potassium voltage-gated channel subfamily A member 3-like. Gene Ontology annotation, molecular function: delayed rectifier potassium channel activity; protein binding. Gene Ontology annotation, biological process: potassium ion transmembrane transport; protein homooligomerization. The record is from RefSeq and is a predicted model, not a curated record. Lineage: Eukaryota; Metazoa; Chordata; Chondrichthyes; Lamniformes; Lamnidae. The transcript has a single exon. Gene Ontology annotation, cellular component: membrane; voltage-gated potassium channel complex. Bases 323 to 1786 code for a protein of 487 amino acids.
AGUCAGACGUGAUUCUUCUCGUUGUCGAGAAACGUCGCCUUCACGUCAUCACAGGGGAUGGUAAGGGGCUGAGCUAUUUUAAAUGCUGUGAAUGCAGAGUCCCUGCCCAUCUGUGUGUGUGUGUGUGUGUGUGUGUGUAUUUUGUAUGUGUGUGUAUGUAUGUGAGAGAGAGAGAGAGGUGUGGAAUCAGACUGCGAGAAUUAACAGUCUGGGGCUGAUCGAGGCAAUGCGUGACGCUGUCCUGGGGACAGUGGCGGAUCAGAGAGAGUGCCAGCUUGCCCACAGCCGUUCUUGAGGAGGAAGGACAUCGUCCCGGCUGAAGAUGACACUCGUCGCGGAGGAAAACAUUGACGACUCGGUGGUGUUGACCGCGCUUUCUCAGAGCAACUGCGACCCCGAGGAACUGGGGCAGGAAUGCUGCGAGAGGGCGCUCAUCAAUAUCUCGGGGCUCAGGUUCGAGACGCAGCUCAGGACCCUGGCUCAGUUCCCCGACACCUUACUGGGUGAUCCGAGGAAGAGGAUGCGCUACUUCGACCCUCUCCGAAACGAGUAUUUCUUCGACAGGAAUCGCCCCAGCUUCGACGCCAUCCUCUACUUCUACCAGUCGGGAGGGAGGUUGAGGAGACCUGUUAACGUGCCUGUCGACAUUUUCCUGGAAGAGAUCAAAUUUUAUGAGAUGGGAGACGAGGCCAUCAAUAACCUCCGAGAAGAGGAAGGUUUUAUUAAAGAAGAAGAACGGGUUUUGCCGGCCAACGAGUACCAGCGUCAAGUUUGGUUGCUGUUCGAAUAUCCGGAGAGCUCGGGUGCUGCCAAAGGGAUUGCCAUAGUCUCCGUCCUUGUCAUUCUCAUCUCCAUCAUCAUAUUCUGUUUAGAGACCCUGCCUGAAUUCAGAGAAGAUGCCCGCCCGGACCUGACCAAAUUCGCUGCCAAUGGCACAGAAACCUUGGGGGUGAACUCGUUCACUGACCCCUUCUUCAUCAUUGAGACUCUGUGCAUUGUCUGGUUCUCUUUCGAACUGUUGGUGAGGUUUUUCUCCUGCCCUAGUAAGCCUGGCUUCUUCAAGAACAUCAUGAACAUCAUUGACAUUGUAGCCAUCAUCCCCUAUUUCAUCACUCUGUUUACCGAGUUAGUGUAUCACCAAAGCAACGGACAACAGACGAUGUCCUUGGCCAUCCUCAGGGUCAUUCGGCUUGUCCGAGUGUUCCGGAUCUUCAAGCUGUCCAGACACUCCAAGGGUCUCCAGAUCCUAGGGAAAACGUUGCAGGCCAGCCUGAGGGAACUGGGCUUGCUCAUGUUCUUCCUCUUUAUUGGGGUCAUUCUGUUUUCCAGCGCUGUUUACUUUGCCGAGACAGACGACCCGGAGUCCAGCUUCUCCAGCAUCCCAGACGCUUUCUGGUGGGCAGUGGUUACCAUGACGACGGUGGGCUACGGAGACAUGCAUCCCGUCACCAUCGGCGGCAAGAUCGUGGGAUCCUUGUGUGCCAUCGCCGGUGUGCUGACCAUCGCCCUGCCCGUGCCCGUCAUCGUCUCCAACUUUAACUACUUCUACCACCGGGAGAACGAGCAUGAAGACCAGGCUGAGUACCUGCACAUCAGCAGCGGGCAGCAGGCAACUUCCCCCGGCAGGCUCAAGGCCAGCAACCAGUCCCUCAACAAAAGCGAGUACCUAGAGGCAGAGGACAACGUGGAUGCGCUGAUCCUGGAUCAUCAGCAAUACCCCAACUACACCCCCACCAAACAGAGACCCUCAGGCCCCCCAAAGAAGAAAAUAUUCACUGAUGUAUGA